This is a messenger RNA of Tetrahymena thermophila SB210, 1155 nucleotides long. RefSeq lists its product as hypothetical. The transcript is spliced from 13 exons. NCBI's taxonomy places the organism in Eukaryota, Ciliophora, Oligohymenophorea, Hymenostomatida, Tetrahymenidae. The record is from RefSeq and is a predicted model, not a curated record. Gene Ontology annotation, cellular component: perinuclear region of cytoplasm; nucleus; cytosol. Gene Ontology annotation, molecular function: GTPase activator activity; small GTPase binding. Gene Ontology annotation, biological process: activation of GTPase activity; nucleocytoplasmic transport.
AAUUUAAAUUAUAAAAUUAAGUAUUAAAAAGUUAAUUAAUUUUAAGAAUUAAAAGUGAAGAAAAAAAUGGAUUAAUAGAACAUAAUUUACACUUCCCCGAACAGCUUUGCAGAAUCUGACUUAUCUCAUCAGACUCAUUUUGAUUUACGAUUUUAUUAAUGGGAUAAUUAUAGGGAGCCUUAAUUUAUUAGCUUGCUUUGUACUAGUUUAAGAAAAUGUGAGAAAAUUUAAUCUUUGGAUUUAGAUCUCGAAAAAUUUCCAUUUAAAGUUAAGCAAUUUGUUGCUUUAUGUGAAGUAUUAAGUGUCUUGAAAACCUUAUAAAGUAUCAAACUUAACUUUGGAUAUUGCAAAUUUUAAGAUGUAGAGGAAUUGAUUACAUUAGGAGCUGCUUUCAAGAAACUAACAAACCUAACUUGUUUAAAAUUUCACUUUUAAUAAUGUGAAAUAAAUGAUACACUAACUAUAAGUAUUGUUAAUGGUUUAGGCCAUUUAGAAAAACUAAAAUAUUUAGAAGUUGGACUAUGGAUGAAUUAAAUAGCAUAAGAGGGAGCAACUGAUUUAGGAAUUCAAUUAAGUUGUUUAAAAAACCUAACCAAUUUGAUAUUAUACUUAGGUGGAAAUUAAAUUAAAGAUUAAGGAGCUGUAGCAAUUAGUAAAGGAAUAUCUGAAUUAAAAAAUUUAACUGAUCUUAUAUUAAUGCUAUGGACCAACGGCAUAGGUAAUGAUGGAGCUUCUGCUUUAGGCAAAGCACUCAAUAACUUUAAAAAUCUAAAAUGCUUAGAGUUAAACUUAGAAGAUAAUUUGAUUGGAGAUGAAGGAGGAAAUAAUAUUUUAGAUGUCUUGAGCACCUGUUAAAAUCUCAGUAGUUUAUCAUUUUCGUUAAAGUAAAACGAAACAUCUGAUUAAUUUAAUUUGAAUGUAUCUAAAUGCAUUUGCAGUAUCAAUAAAUUAUUAAGCUUAGAAAUAAGAAUAACAGAAAAUUGCAACUAUUUUAAAUUUAAAGGUUUACUUAAUUGUAAUCAUUUAUAAAAUCUUAAAAUAGAAAUUGAAGAAACUUCUUAUGAAUUCGAAUAAAUAGUUAAAAAAGCAGCUUUAAAAUUAAAAAGAUUAAUUUAUUUAGAAAUUGUUAACUUAUAAUUUAUGGAAGGUGGGUGA